GUCACACAACAGCACUGAAGCAGCCUUGCUUGAAGCAAGCUUCCUUUGGCCUAAGACUUUGAGGGAGUCAAGAAAGUCACGCUGGAGACCGAUAUGGACAGCCUUCUGAUGAAGCAAAAGAAGUUUCUUUACCAUUUCAAAAAUGUCCGCUGGGCCAAGGGACGGCAUGAGACCUACCUCUGCUACGUGGUGAAGAGGAGAGAUAGUGCCACCUCCUGCUCACUGGACUUCGGCCACCUUCGCAACAAGUCUGGCUGCCACGUGGAAUUGUUGUUCCUACGCUACAUCUCAGACUGGGACCUGGACCCGGGCCGGUGUUACCGCGUCACCUGGUUCACCUCCUGGAGCCCGUGCUAUGACUGUGCCCGGCACGUGGCUGAGUUUCUGAGAUGGAACCCUAACCUCAGCCUGAGGAUUUUCACCGCGCGCCUCUACUUCUGUGAAGACCGCAAGGCUGAGCCUGAGGGGCUGCGGAGACUGCACCGCGCUGGGGUCCAGAUCGGGAUCAUGACCUUCAAAGACUAUUUUUACUGCUGGAAUACAUUUGUAGAAAAUCGUGAAAGAACUUUCAAAGCCUGGGAAGGGCUACAUGAAAAUUCUGUCCGGCUAACCAGACAACUUCGGCGCAUCCUUUUGCCCUUGUACGAAGUCGAUGACUUGCGAGAUGCAUUUCGUAUGUUGGGAUUUUGAAAGCAACCUCCUGGAAUGUCACACGUGAUGAAAUUUCUCUGAAGAGACUGGAUAGAAAAACAACCCUUCAACUACAUGUUUUUCUUCUUAAGUACUCACUUUUAUAAGUGUAGGGGGAAAUUAUAUGACUUUUUAAAAAAUACUUGAGCUGCACAGGACCGCCAGAGCAAUGAUGUAACUGAGCUUGCUGUGCAACAUCGCCAUCUACUGGGGAACAGCAGAACUUCCAGACUUUGGGUCGUGAAUGAUGCUCUUUUUUUUCAACAGCAUGGAAAAGCAUAUGGAGACGACCACACAGUUUGUUACACCCACCCUGUGUUCCUUGAUUCAUUUGAAUUCUCAGGGGUAUCAGUGACGGAUUCUUCUAUUCUUUCCCUCUAAGGCUCACUUUCAGGGGUCCUUUUCUGACAAGGUCACGGGGCUGUCCUACAGUCUCUGUCUGAGCAAUCACAAGCCAUUCUCUCAAAAGCAUUAAUACUCAGGCACAUGCUGUAUGUUUUCACUGUCCGUCGUGUUUUUCACAUUUGUAUGUGAAAGGGCUUGGGGUGGGAUUUGAAGAAUGCACGAUCGCCUCUGGGUGAUUUCAAUAAAGGAUCUUAAAAUGCAGAUGAGGACUACGAAGAAAUCACUCUGAAAAUGAGUUCACGCCUCAAGAAGCAAAUCCCCUGGAAACACAGACUCUUUUUCAUUUUUAAUGUCAUUAGUUUACUCACAGUCUUAUCAAGAAGAAGAGUUCAAGGGUUCAACCCAAUUUUCAGAUCGCGUCCCUUAAACAUCAGUAAUUCUGUUAAAGGGAUCAAACAUCCUUAUUUCUUAACUAACUGGUGCCUUGCUGUAGAGAAAGGAGCAAAGCGCCCAGAUCCAAAGUAUAUAGUUAUCAUAGCCAGGAACCGCUACUCGUUUUCCAUUACAAAUGGCAAAUUCUUCCCCGGGCUCUCCUCAUAGUGCCUGAGACGGACCACGGAGGUGAUGAACCUCCGGAUUCUCUGGCCCAACACGGUGGAAGCUCUGCAAGGGCGCAGAGACAGAAUGCGGCAGAAAUUGCCCCCGAGUCCCAACUCUCCUUUCCUUGCGACCUUGGGAACAAGACUUAAAGGAGCCUGUGACUUAGAAACUUCUAGUAAUGGGUACCUGGGAGUCGUUUGAGUAUGGGGCAGUGAUUUAUUCUCUGUGAUGGAUGCCAACACGGUUAAACAGAAUUUUUAGUUUUUAUAUGUGUGUGAUGCUGCUCCCCCAAAUUGUUAACUGUGUAAGAGGGUGGCAAAAUAGGGAAAGUGGCAUUCACCUAUAGUUCCAGCAUUCAGGAAGCUGAGGCAGGAGGAUUGUAAAUUUGAGGCCAGUCUGAGCUGUAAGGUGAGACCCUAUUUCAAACAACACAGCCAGAAUUGGGUUCUGGUAAAUCAUACUUAACAAGGGAAAAAUGCAAGACGCAAGACCGUGGCAAGGAAAUGACGCUUUGCCCAACGAAAUGUAGGAAACCAACAUAGACUCCCAGUUUGUCCCUCUUUAUGUCUGGUCUCCCUAACAACGAUCUUUGCUAAUGAGAAAAAUAUUAGAAAAAAAUAUCCCUGUGCAAUUAUCACCCAGUCGCCAUUAUAAUGCAAUUAAAAGGCCCACAAGAAAUCCUGUAUACACGACCGUUAUUUAUUGUAUGUAAGUUGCUGAGGAAGAGGAGAAAAAAAUAAAGAUCAUCCAUUCCUUCCUGCA
Mus musculus (house mouse) is the source of this 2397-nucleotide messenger RNA. RefSeq names its product activation-induced cytidine deaminase (gene Aicda). Gene Ontology annotation, biological process: regulation of nuclear cell cycle DNA replication; positive regulation of gene expression via chromosomal CpG island demethylation; somatic hypermutation of immunoglobulin genes. Gene Ontology annotation, molecular function: identical protein binding; zinc ion binding; cytidine deaminase activity. Gene Ontology annotation, cellular component: nucleus; protein-containing complex; cytoplasm. Bases 94 to 690 code for a protein of 198 amino acids. NCBI's taxonomy places the organism in Eukaryota, Metazoa, Chordata, Mammalia, Rodentia, Muridae. The transcript is spliced from 5 exons. The record is from RefSeq and is marked validated.